Thlaspi arvense is the source of this 603-nucleotide messenger RNA. The record is from the annotation of a GenBank genome assembly. NCBI's taxonomy places the organism in Eukaryota, Viridiplantae, Streptophyta, Magnoliopsida, Brassicales, Brassicaceae.
AUGACAACUCCAACGGUUCCAUACGGACCCCGUACAAGUUCUGCAGCAUCGCUCAAAGUCAAGGAUCUAUUAUGUCAAACGUCAAACGAAUGGGACUUGGAAGCAAUCAGAAGGUACUUACCUCAGUAUGAGGGCCAAAUUCGACAACUCAUCACCGGAAGAUCAAAGCCGAAGGACAAACUAGUCUGGCUUUCAGAUAAAUCAGGCGACUACACGGUGAAAACAGGGUACAAUCUCUUGAGGAUGAAACCGGAGGAUCAGCGAGUCGACAACUUCAACUGGAAAGCUAACAUCUGGCAACUGAAAAUUUCCCCCAAAUUAAAAUCCUUUCUGUGGAAAGCCAUGAGAGGAGCUCUACCAAGUAUGAUCAAUGACGCUGAUCUCACAUCUCCCAAAUGCAACCGCGCCAAACCCCUCUGCGAAACAGAUUCUCCAACAAUCAACGCGAUCGACAACACUCCCACCAGUGGGACUAACUUCGGCACUGCUCUACCCAUGGUUGCUCUGGAGCAUCUGGAUCGCCAGGAAUCGUUUACUCUUCGAGAACCUUGCACAAUCUCCGGCAAACACAAUCUCGACUGCGAUCAACAGGCUAAAGACUAG